GCUCAAGGCUUGGGCACCCAAUCCAGAGGAGGCCCUUUUCGAGUACAACGAGAUUUUCUGCAGUCGCUGCUACGGCCCCUUACCGCUGCAGGCACCUGAGUGGGCCGGGUUGCCGCUUGCACAGCUGCAGGAAGACAGGUCCCAACCUUUUGUGGUCGUGGAUGCCGGAAUGAACCUAGGCGUCUUCGAGCUGCAUCUGCAACGGCUGGCUACUCGGCCGGUGACUUCGCUGGCCUUCGAGCCUGCGCCAGAAGUUUUCCAACUCGCCGUGCAGACCUGCCGAGAGGCCGGCAUCGAUGUGAUUGAGCACUACGAGCUUCCGGCCGAACCUCUGCAGCUCCGAAGCGAACCCGGCCUCCAGGUGCACGCCUUUCAGAUGGCGCUGUCGGAUGCGUCGGGUACGCUGAGUUUCACGCACUUUCCGGACAGCCCGGCGAACUCCGCCUUGAGCCGGCAUUUGCCCAAACAGCGAUGGCUAGAAGGAUACGUUCCUGCUUCUGUCGAGUUGGAGGUCCCAUGCUGCCGCCUCUCUCAGGCCUUCGAGGCUCUUGAUUCGCCUGCAGGUGCCACUGUCUUUCUGAAGGGUGACGUCGAGGGCGCGGAGGUGGACUUGCUUCGAGGCCUCGAUGAGGAGCAUUGGGCCUGGGUCUGUGGCUUAGCGAUCGAGGCUGCGGAGACCAAGGAUGAGCUGAUGGAGCUGUGCAAGCAGCACGGGCUUGAGAAGCUUCUCGCACUGAAGCAACCAAGUCCGGAAGGAGACACCUCCCGCACAGACGCCGAGGUCCUGCACAUGGUCUUCGCUGCGCGUGAGUGA
Molecule: messenger RNA, 814 nt
Organism: Symbiodinium sp. CCMP2456
Lineage: Eukaryota; Dinophyceae; Suessiales; Symbiodiniaceae
Source: the annotation of a GenBank genome assembly